This is a messenger RNA of Saprolegnia diclina VS20, 2097 nucleotides long. RefSeq lists its product as hypothetical. Gene Ontology annotation, biological process: cell surface receptor signaling pathway; phosphatidylinositol metabolic process. Gene Ontology annotation, molecular function: phosphatidylinositol kinase activity; transmembrane signaling receptor activity. The transcript is spliced from 7 exons. The record is from RefSeq and is a predicted model, not a curated record. Gene Ontology annotation, cellular component: membrane. Lineage: Eukaryota; Oomycota; Saprolegniomycetes; Saprolegniales; Saprolegniaceae. The coding region runs from base 1 to 2097 and encodes 698 amino acids.
AUGGCGGCCUACGACGCGCUGGACGUGGCGGCCAGCAGCCGCGUGUACUUGUACAUGGGCCUCGUGGGCUGCGCGCUGCAUCUCUGCACGCUGCUCUCGUACAUGGUCUUCCCGCAGCUCAAGCGGCAGCAUCCCGCGGCCAACCUCAUGGUCUGGCACGUCUACUGCAACUUUAUGCUCACGCUCGGCUUUGUGGCGCAGUACUUUCUGCAGGGCGACGGCGCCGUCACAGACGACGACUGCGUCCUCUUGUCCAUGUACAACCAGUUCUUCCUCCUCGGCAGCGGUCUCUGGUACCUCAUGCUGUCGUUCGAUCUCUUCAUUGCGCUCAUGAACCCGUGGAUGGGCUACGCUGUCAAGACGUGGACGUACCACACCAUUACGUGGUCGCUGAGCGCGAUUUCGGCCGCGGCCAUGUACUCGUUCCGUCUCUACGGUCUCUCGAGCCUCAACCUUUGCUGGGUGCACCGCACGGCGAGCGUGCGCGAGACCAACGAGACGUACUGGGUCCUCCUCUUUGCGCCACUCGUUGUCGUCUGGCUCGUCUCGUUCGGCGUGCUCCUCUUUGCGACCUUUCGCUUUGCGCGGCGGCAGCUCGACUCGACAUAUCGCGCCAAGCGGCGGUCGCUGCUCCAGUACUUCCGGUACCUCGUCAUGUACGGGCUCUUUUGGGUCGUCUGCGGCGGCCUCUACUACAGCGACUACCUCCAGUCCUUUUCGGGCGUCGUCGCGCACCACAUCCAGCUCACGCUCGCAGUCGUCUUUGGCUUGUACCCGCUCUUCGUGCUCGCCGUCUGGAGCAUCAACACGGACCUCGUCGAGCACCUCGGCGGUGGCCGCGCCGAGACGCCGGUCGCCGACGACAGCGACGGCAUGACCGACCACUUUAGCACGUCGCUUCGAAAAGACCUCUUGCGAUAUACCUCGGUGGGCAUCAUCCGCAGCUUGCACGAGCUGCGCGAAGCGUCGCCGCACCGCCUCGAGCGCGCCCGGUCCGUCUUUGCAACGUACUCGACAUCCGACGUAGUCGUGCCGAGCCGGUCGCACUCGUUCGGGUCGCUGCGGUCCAUGGAGGAGACAGACCUCGACGCGCCGGGCUUGUACGUCGAGAAGAAGCGGCUUGCGACCACUGUCCGCCUCAACUCGAACAAGCUCAAGGUCUACUACGAAAAGCUCGGCUUCACCGACUACGCGCCGCGGAUCUUUGAGAACCUUCGGUCGCUCGCGGGCAUCGAGGCUGGCGCGUACGAGACGAGCUUCACGGGCACGCUCUCCGAGACCGCGUCCGAGGGCAAGUCGGGCAUGCUCUUUUACUUUACGAACGACCGCAAGUACAUUGUCAAGACGAUGACCAAGGACGAGCACGCGUUCCUGAUGCGCAUCCUGCCGGCGUACCACGCGUACGUGCGCAGCCAGCCCAAGAGCCUCCUUGUGCGCUACGUUGGCUGCCACUCGAUGCAGCUGCCCGUGGGCUGGAACAAAAUGUUCUUUGUCGUCAUGGAGAACGUGCUCUGCACGGACCGCAUCGACGAGCGGUAUGACCUCAAGGGCACGUUCGCGCCUGCCCUCUUGCCGCCGCUGCGCGUCUACAUUCGCGAACCGGAGACUCGAUUGCUGAGCCCGCCGCAGCCCAAACCAACGCACUUGCUCCACGACGACGAGUUUGUCGACCGCGGCACGUACCUGCACGUCACGUCGGACGUGCGCCUCGAGCUCCUCACGCAGAUGACGAGCGACUGCGGCUUCCUCCAGGAGAUGGGCAUCAUGGACUACAGCUGCAUCUUGGGCAUCCGCCCCUUUGACGCCUCCAAGGACUCGGAGGAGUCGCUGGCCAAGAAUGCGAUCGUGUCGGCCGACCAGCGCCAAGUGUACUAUGUUGGCUUCAUCGACAUUCUGCAGCACUACACGAUCGCGUGGAAGCUCCAGCACCUCGUGCUCUCGUUCGUGCAAGACCGAAGAAAGAUCACGGCGCUGCCACCACCCGAGUACGCGCUCCGGUUCCUGAGCUUCAUCCACGCGCACCUGCUGCGAGGCGACGCGACGUCCACGGCCAACAGCAGAACCCGGCCGUCUUUCAACUACGGGACUAUUCCGUAG